Messenger RNA from Leptosomus discolor (cuckoo roller), 906 nucleotides. NCBI's taxonomy places the organism in Eukaryota, Metazoa, Chordata, Aves, Leptosomiformes, Leptosomidae. The record is from RefSeq and is a predicted model, not a curated record.
AUACUUCAAGAAGUGUCAAGGCAUCUCCAGAAACAGCUGAAAUCUUUUUUCAGAAGUUAAGAAAUAAAUAUGAAUUCACAAUCCUGGUGACCUUAAAACAAGCCCGUUUGAAUUCAGGGGUUAUUCUCUCUAUUCAUCAUUUAGAUCACAGGUACCUGGAGCUGGAAAGCAGCGGUCAUCGAAAUGAAAUCAGGUUGCAUUAUCGUUCAGGCAGUCAUCGCUCCCACACAGAAGUAUUCCCAUAUAUUUUGGCAGACGAUAAAUGGCACAGGCUUUCCUUAGCAAUCAGUGCCUCUCACUUGAUUUUACAUGUGGACUGCAAUAAAAUUUAUGAGAGAGUUGUGGAGAAGCCCUUCAUGGACUUACCUUUGGGUACAACCUUUUGGCUGGGACAGAGGAAUAAUGCACAUGGUUAUUUUAAGGGCGUAAUGCAAGAUGUGCACUUACUUGUCAUGCCUCAAGGAUUUAUUUCUCAAUGCCCAGAUCUUAAUCGCACAUGCCCAACUUGUAAUGACUUCCAUGGACUUGUGCAGAAAAUUAUGGAACUGCAAGAUGUUUUAGCCAAAACAUCAGCAAAGGUAAUAUUAACUAGGAGUCAUGUCAUGAGAAACAAGGACUCUAAGGCUUUAAUUGCUGUCUUUUUUGAUUAUUUGUGCGUAUGUGGGAAUGUGCAUUUGUCCCAAGCUGAGCAGAGGAUGAACAAGUUGGAUCAGUGCUAUUGUGAAAGGACCUGCACAAUGAAAGGCAUGACGUACAGAGAGUUUGAAUCCUGGACAGAUGGCUGUAAGAACUGCACUUGCAUGAACGGUACUGUGCAAUGCGAGGCUUUGAUUUGCCCCCUCUCUGACUGCCCGCUUAACUCUGCCCUGGCGUAUGUGGAUGGCAAGUGCUGCAAAGAAUGUCAAU